This is a messenger RNA of Nilaparvata lugens (brown planthopper), 2017 nucleotides long. RefSeq names its product differentially expressed in FDCP 8 homolog (gene DEF8). Bases 129 to 1565 code for a protein of 478 amino acids. NCBI's taxonomy places the organism in Eukaryota, Metazoa, Arthropoda, Insecta, Hemiptera, Delphacidae. The record is from RefSeq and is a predicted model, not a curated record. The transcript is spliced from 7 exons.
AUAAUAAUAAUUUGUAAUGAUAAGCAUAACCUAACUAACCUAGAUCUAAAAAUUUAUAACAAAAAUAACGUAAGUUAAUACUGUAGUAAUAGAAAAAGUCAUUCUAUUGCAUUUUCAUUGACUUGAUUAUGGAAACACACAGUAAUUGGGAUCAUUGUAGUGAAUCUGAAGUUCUGCAUACUCCAGAAAUGUUGGUGAGCCCAUCCUCUUCGAACUCUGGAGAUGAAGUUAUGGAAAGAUUUUCAGACCCACCUCCUAGAACACUGGUGAACGAGAAGAACUACAUUACACUUACAGAAGGUUGUCCUUCAAGCCUGACCGUAGACGAGCUGUCAGCUGUGGUGGACCAAUGCAAGGAGCUGGUGAUGAAAACGAGCGAGUGCUCUGAAGAGCGACGCUGGCUGGUGCGGCGGCUCAUAGAGCUGCGUUAUCAGCUGGAGGAGACACGUGACAACCAGGCAAAGGUGGGGGAGGAGGUGUCAUCAGACACCAGGGUGACGCUGGGACACCACUUCAGCAUGCAGUCACAGAUGCUCACCGCCAACCGCGUCGUAUGUGACCAGUGCUGUGCGCUCAUCAUGACCGUUGUGCAGUCUUGGUAUCAGUGUGUAGAUUGCCAAUACAAGUGUCACAUCAAAUGUUUGGCUUCUUGUUGCCGAGUCUGCGCUCACCUGCAAGCUUCUGAGAUUUCACAAUUCGAGACGAAAAUUUGUCCUGAAAUUGGAUUGAAAGCUCAGGGCUACACGUGUGCUGAGUGCAAAUCACAUUUGAUAUACAGCCUUAAAAAAGAUACGUCCAUAGUUCAACAGUUAUCAGUGCUAAAAGAAUGCAUGCUGCCAGUGAGUUCACCGAACCGACCAAUGAGAAGCCGGGAGCCACGCCGCUGUGACUACACGGGGCUCUACUUCUGCCAGUUCUGCCACUGGAACCAGACAGCUGUGAUUCCGGCGCGCGUCCUGCUCAACUGGGACUUCACGCCGCGGCCCGUGUCACAGGCGGCCCAUCGCCUCUUGCAGCUCACGCAGACCAGGCCCAUUCUCACCAUUGAUCCGCGCUUCGAGGGAUUUGUCAACGAAAUCUGUGAGGUCAAGAAACUGAGAGGUGAACUGAUAAUGAUGAAACAGUACCUGAUUAGAUGUAGAAACGCCAAAAAAGAACAGCUGCCUUGGAGUUUGCUGAAAAAUCGACGGUAUUUCCUGCAAGAUUGUGAAUUCUACAGUAUGCGCGACUUGAUUGAAUUGCACUGCGGGGAGCUGGUGACCAAAUUGGAAGAUAUCCGAAAGGAGUUUUUGAAGCACAUCAAGGAUGAGUGUAAGAUUUGCUGUGGACAAGGUUAUAUCUGCGAAAUCUGCGCGGAUGACAAGAACAUAGUGUUUCCUUUCGAUGCGAGCGCCUAUACUUGUUCAAAAUGUAAUUGGGUCUACCAUAAAACGUGUUUCCAAUCGAUUCUGACGUGUUCUCGUUGCGUUCGUCUUGAGAAACGCAAAUCGAAGGAUGCUGAAGAAAGUGAUGAAACGCUUUGUGAAGAAGCUGUUGAAAUUGAUGAAGAUUUUACAAGGAAAUGAUUGAAAAUCUUACACUGAUAACUGAUUUAUCUCAAUACAUAAAAACAGGCUUGGCGACUUAAGACAAUGACUUUAUGUGUAAGACAUCGUAUGUAACAGUGAUGCUCAGAUAAUUGUGGUGUAAGGUCCAAUUCAAUUUGUGUUGUGCAAAGAACUAUACUUUUUUAUUUAUUUCCUUUGACAUGACAAAACUAAUUUAUUUUUAACCCAGAGUUAUUUUAUAAUACAACUCAGACUCGGAGUGGUGUGUGACCUGCUUGAUUAUUGUGUAUUCUAAAAAAAUGUUGAUAAUCAACAAACCUGCAUUUUAUGAAGGGAUUAAUGAUGAUUUUUACAUUAUCAGUGAAUGUACCUGUGAUAAAAUUUGUUUUCCCAAUAACAAAUCGGGAGUAAUUACAACUGGAGCUGUGAUGUUAUAUUUCAAAGAAAUAUAUGUUUUAAUACUUUUUGAA